AUGGCUAAUAAAAUGGCAGUGUGUAUUCUUUUAGGCAGGGAAAACUGCACUGGACAAGGCCAGAGAAAACAAUCAUAAAGAUCUGGCAAUUCUCCUGGCCAGAGCUCCUCAGGUCGGUAUUUUUUAAUAUAGAAUUAAUCAGCAUUUUAUUAGCUCAUGUUCUUUGAUAAGAUAAAUAAUUUGAACUAAAAAAAAUUUGAUAGCACUAGGACUUGUGUUGUUGCCAAGCUUGUUGUUAGCAGUUUAUCUCUUCAGGUACAUCGCUUCAUGAGAGGAAGAACAAUAAGGAAGCGACAACAAAGACUGAUAGCUGAGCGCAGGACGCAGUCUGUUACCAGAGUAGAAAUACUGCCAAACAAAGAGGACAGCAGUUCUGUGGUGGAGGAAUGUCCCAACAGUGAACAAAUGGAGAGCAGAACUGCAGUUAAGGUGGAUCCUCAGCGACGGCAGCAGCAGCAGUUUUAUCACAAGACCCCAGCAGCCAUCGGCAGCCCCUGCAGCCACCACAAGAGGACAGACAGGAAGCAGGUUCUGGAUGAAGAUGAUGCAAGAAAAGGAAAGACUAACUUCCACAUUAAGAGGGAUCUACUCUGUGAUGAUGGAUUCACACACAUUUACACACUGUAUCGGGACGAGGACGGCAACAUUCGACAGGCACCAGCCAAUGAAUGCCACUGUAAGCACUUACUGAAGAAGCUGGAGGGUCAAAUGAAAGCCACGCAGAAGGAGUUGAGGCUCCACAUUCUGACUGUCCAGGAGCGGGUCAACAGCAGAAUGGGCAAAAAGGACGAAUGGACCAGACACCAGAUUAAAUUGUUGGAUGUGCCGAAUAAGGAAAGAGCAGCAGCAGAGAGAAAGAACAUGAUUUACAGGAUGGAGUGGAGAGCUGCUCAGGACAGAGAGGAGGCUCUGAAGACACAGCAGGCAGCAGUAAGUCAUGAACUGAAGAGGUGGUGGAUGUCUCACAUGAAAGACAUGGAUGUCCACAUCCCAGCCAAUGGCCAGUAUUACAAACUCCUCCCCUCACCGUCUGUGGAGCAGUCAGAGGGAGACGCUGAUCUUGAAUCACUGCCCCUGCUGUCUGUGGUUUCUGGAGACAGCAGUACUUCACUGACUAACUACGUCAACAUCCUGCCAUCCAAAUCUGCCUACAGCCUUGGGAGCCUCGAGCAUGGGCAGAUGGGGGGGGGGGGUGCAAGGUUUCCUUCAGCAGGUGGAUUUAAGUCGGUUUCACGUGGAUAUAGCAUAGAUACAAAUCUUAUUUACUCAACAUGUUCUCUUUCCAUUUUGUGUUACGUUGAUGAUUUUUUUCCCCCCCAACUUCUAUCAGAUGAUUAUGAAAACACCGCUCUGUUUCCUUUGCCCACCAACCACAUCUCAGACGCCCCGCAGGGCUCUGCUGACCACCUCUGGCAACGUCCAGUAGUGCAGGACGGUCCUGUAGCUGCAGUGGUGCCAUUGUAUGGGGAGGGCAUCUCAAGCAGCAGCAGUCAGUCCAGCAUCAGUGAGCAGGGACCAGGACUGAUCCCACAGCAAGAACACAGAUAUGACAGGAAACACUUUGGAGACCUGACGAGUCCCUGCAGGCAUGAAGGGAUACACACUGACAGCACCAGAACACUGCAGUGUUUCAUUGAACCCACUGAACCAUCAUUCAAACAGGAGAGGAACUAUCUGCAUGCUAUGGAGGUGACUCAGCAUUUCUUUGACACGGUGUCGACUCAGUUGGAGCGUUGGUACGAGAGGAAGCUUGUGGAGGUGAAGCAGCAGAUGGAGCUCAAGGCCCAGCAGGACAGGAAGGAACUGUUGCAGCGAAUUAGCUUGCUUGAGGAGGAGCUUGAGAGGCUGAAGAUCAAUGAGAGUGCAGAAAGCUAUGUACCCUGACAGUGACCAAGACUGAAAGGAGAAUGGUUUAACUUUUUUCACUUUCAUCCAACGGUUACCUAGUUCGAUCAACUUCAACUGUGAAGGCAACACAAGGAAACUUAACCCUAAUAAACAAAUUAUAGUACAAAAGUUCAAAAUACAAAAGCUGCAUCAUUAUCAAUCCAUUCUUAUAUAUUGACUUGUUUUUCGAUACAAUACUUAUGUUCCAUGUAAUACAAGAGUCAACAUGAAAUUAACACAUUGUUUGAAAGCUGCAAACUGCCCGAUUGGGGCCUAAAUUAGGUAACGAAACAUGAACUUUGUCAUGAUAACUUCUGUUACAAUAACAUUAACACUUAGCUAUAAACUUGGUGAUUUGUAGGUUGCCACUUGGUUGACCAUAAUAUUAUGCAAAGUUUUAGACAACUCAGGGAUCAUGAAUUCUUGACCUCCUAGAAAAAGUACACGGGAACGCUGCGCAAAAACAGAGUUCAGAGUUCACAGAGUGAACUUAGAUCCAUCGACCCUGAUUUAAUGCAGAACAGUCACACAUCGAUGGACCUGUACACUGUAAAUCAAAAUCCAACAGCUCAAAGGCAACUUAAAUUAUACUGGCCUGAAUUUAAUUAAAAUAAUACAAAAUAUCAUAGCAAAACCUGGUUAUGAGUUGAUGUCAAAUAUUGAAUCAGGUUCUGUAAAGGGUGGGGAGAAAAAAUAGAUUUUUAUGUUUUUUAAUGUUGACGUGUAUCAUACAUGAAAAACCUUCUACUUCUUUUUCUAUAAAAUCUUAUGAGAGACAAGUUGAUGUAACGGUCCCGACUACUAUUGCCAGAAAUUAAGGUGUUUAAUGUAUUCCGAAAUUUUGUUUCUUUUAUAAUUGUCAUAUAAUUUGUUAACACC
Messenger RNA from Scophthalmus maximus (turbot), 2766 nucleotides. Its product is annotated as ankyrin repeat domain-containing protein 6-like. The coding region runs from base 268 to 1884 and encodes 538 amino acids. NCBI's taxonomy places the organism in Eukaryota, Metazoa, Chordata, Actinopteri, Pleuronectiformes, Scophthalmidae. The transcript is spliced from 9 exons. The record is from RefSeq and is a predicted model, not a curated record.